Messenger RNA from Sphaeramia orbicularis (orbiculate cardinalfish), 2376 nucleotides. RefSeq names its product family with sequence similarity 43 member B (gene fam43b). NCBI's taxonomy places the organism in Eukaryota, Metazoa, Chordata, Actinopteri, Kurtiformes, Apogonidae. Bases 214 to 1242 code for a protein of 342 amino acids. The record is from RefSeq and is a predicted model, not a curated record. The transcript has a single exon.
GCAGACAACAGAAAAGAAAGAGGAGGUGGAGAGGAAGGAGGAGCGAGCAGUGGAACAGACUGGCUGAGGCUCGCAGCUCUCAGUCUCUCUCUGUGCUUCGUAGAGCAGCCUCUUUUUCUCUCUUGCACGCACCGGCUUUCCUACUCUUUUCCAAAACUGACAAGAGCAAACGUAGCGGCAGAGGGGCUGACUCGCUCCAACUCCUCCUGCACAAUGCUGCCCUGGAGACGGAAUAAGUUUGUUCUGGUGGAAGAUGAGGCCAAGAGUAAACCCAAGAGCUUGGGAACUGGACUGACUUACCACUCCAUCCUCUCCUCUCUACUGCGCUCCUGUCCUGACUUGCUGCCUGACUGCCCCUUCGACUGGGUGGGCAGUAUCUUCCACACCAAACGCCAAAAGGUGGAACUGAACAAAGAGGAUCCUGUUUACAAUGUGCGCUACCUGGGAAGUGUUGUUACCAUUACAGCUAAGGGAGAUGGUUGCACGCAGGAGGCGGUGGCCAAAAUAUGGGCGAGGAGCAACUAUGGGGAGCAGAGUGUCAAGAUGAGGUUAACGGUGGGGCCACAAGGCAUUCGGAUGAGCGCUGACAAAUCUGGGAAAAAGAAACCCAUCCAUCUUUACUCUCUGAACAGAAUCACUUACUGUGCUGCUGACCCGUGUCGGCCCAAGAUCCUGGCCUGGAUCUACAGGCACCAGGUCAAGAACAUGGCAGUGGUCCUUCGGUGUCACGCUGUUCUGGUCAGUAAGUCGGAGAAGGCCCAGGCCAUCGCCCACAGCCUGUACCAGAACGCCACGUCCGCCUUCAGUGAGUUCAAACGGCUGAAGCGUCAGAGUGAUUUCCGGCACUGCCAGCAGCAGCUUCUGGGUGAGGAGGCAGUGCCCCUGAUGCCACUGAGGAGGCUGUUGAACGGGCAGUGCCACUAUAGACCGCCUGCCGACAACCCAGGGAGUACCACCCGCCUCUGCUCCAUCACAGAGGAAGAGGAGGAGGAGGAGGAGGUGGAGGAGGAGGGCAACAGUAGCAAUGGAAACACAGACGUAAAAGGAUCACAGAAGCAAGAGGAUGUAGAGAAACACCAAGAGCAGCAGGAGAAACAGAAGGUUUUAACAACAAACACAGACCCGACUCAGUUAUUGUCAGAGCUGGACCUUGGGGAUAUUGCCAGACUGGAGCAGUGCCAAAUCAACUUUGUCAGCGACAGCAACAACAACACGUUUACUUUUAUCACCUCUCUGGUGUGACUAUCGUGCAGUUUCAGUGACUCUGCAACGCUACAGUAACACAUUCCUCCAUUUGCCCUUGACUGGUACCCCACUCAGGCCCCCCUGUCAAUGUAAUGUGAAGUGUUUACCAGAAACUUCUCCUACAAGCAGGAGGCAGAGAAACGGCAGAUGAGCUUUCUGUGGGAGUAAUUUCUCUUCUGACCAGAUGGCUCAGACACCGGUUUGCCAGAUUGGACUCUAGCAGUUUGGUUAACUGCGUGUUUACAAAGAGGGCUGGUGAUGCACAGACUAACGAUAGCACAAUGACGAACAAUGAUGUUUUCGAAAAAAAAACCACAAGAGCGCUGACGGUGACAUCAUGUAGGUCAUAUAUUGAUCACAACAUGAUCCAGGACGUGUUUAUUAACCCUCUAGCUCUUAUUUUUGUGAGUAUUAUAAAAGCUGUGUUUGCUAGCAGGGACAUUUUUUGGAUUGAACUGUAAAAUUCUUCAGGGAGGUUCUUUGUAAAUUUGUGUAAUUUUUUUUCUGAUGAGACAAUCCUCAUUGAAAUUGUUCCCAGCUGACCUUUCUGAUGCUUACAAUCACACGAAGGAGUUUACCGAAGUUUAUUACUGUUUUACUAAUGAUCACAGCCGACUAAUGAAAAAGGCUAUAUUUUAGGAAGCAAGCCAUUGAGUCGACGUGUUUAUUGCCGCCAUUCGUUACGGUCCUUAUCAUUUAUGCAUGACAUGUCAGCAGUAACCUUUCGCGCUGGGCUUUUGUCUUUUUUCAUGGACAUCUCUGAUCCUUCUGCUUUUAAAAUGAACACUGUGAUAAAUGUGUUAGCAGACAGACGCACACACUCUUCACGCAGCAACGCCUCAUUUAUGUAAUACAUUUUUUUCCUACACCUAUUGCAGUCUAAACACAAAACAGAUCAAUCUGUCAUUGCCGUGGUCCUUUUUAGCCAAGUUUUGCUAUUGCAGUUUUUCCACAUGAGCCCUUGCAAAAAUGCAGAUGAAGUCUAGUAAUUUAACACAAAAUGUUUUGGAUAUGACUUCCUGUUGAUAAUAUCUGUGCUCCUGUCUAAAGAUGCAUUGUGAUUAUUAUGAGAUGAAUCUAUUUAAAUAUUUAUUUUCAAGAUAUGACUAAUAAAAAUUACCCUCACUUUCC